This is a messenger RNA of Anas platyrhynchos (mallard), 8960 nucleotides long. It is a transcript of the gene RALGAPB, whose product is annotated as Ral GTPase activating protein non-catalytic subunit beta. NCBI's taxonomy places the organism in Eukaryota, Metazoa, Chordata, Aves, Anseriformes, Anatidae. The record is from RefSeq and is a predicted model, not a curated record. Gene Ontology annotation, biological process: activation of GTPase activity; regulation of small GTPase mediated signal transduction. Gene Ontology annotation, molecular function: GTPase activator activity.
CGCUCGGGUGGGGCGCUGUGGAGCCGCGGGGCCGCGCGCAUGCGCGGUGCGUGUCGGGGCCGGGCUGCUCGCUGUGCGCUUUGUGGCGCUGCCGGAAGCGGCGGCGGGGAGCGGAGCGCAGCGCAGCGGUGUCCGCCCGCCCGCCCUGGGUCGCCUCGGCCGCCGCGGGCCCCAUGGAGCCCUGGGCCUGAGGGCGCAGCGGCCGUCCCCGCGCAGGCCCGACAUGCCCGCCGGGCCCCUCGGCGCAGAUAUUAUUUGGUUUGUAGCAUAGAGGCACUAUGUACUCGGAGUGGAGAUCUCUGCAUCUCGUCAUUCAAAAUGAUCAGGGUAAUACCAGUGUACUUCACAGCUAUCCUGAAAAUGUGGGGAGAGAAGUGGCAAAUGCAGUGGUGCGUCCUCUUGGGCAAGCUUUAAUUACAUCAUCAGUUGGAAGUGAAAGUUUACUAAAAACAGACAAAGAAGUAAAAUGGACUAUGGAGGUAGUUUGUUAUGGACUGACCCUCCCUCUGGAUGGCGAUACUGUGAAGUACUGUGUCGACGUAUAUACAGAUUGGAUCAUGGCUCUUGUAUUACCUAAGGACUCCAUUCCUUUACCAGUUAUUAAGGAACCAAACCUUUAUGUUCAAAGCAUUCUCAAACAUCUCCAAAAUCUCUUUGUACCGAGGCCAGACCCAGGAUCUAGUCAGAUUAGAUUGUGCUUGCAGGUUUUGAAAGCUGUCCAGAAACUGGCUCGUGAAUCAACAAUUAUGGCAAGAGAAACCUGGGAGGUUUUGUUGUUAUUUCUUCUUCAGAUUAAUGACACUCUUCUAGCAGCUCCAACUGUGCAAGGUGGCAUUGCUGAAAGUCUGGCUGAAAAAUUAAUUGGCGUGCUGUUCGAGGUGUGGUUACUGGCUUGUACACGAUGCUUCCCAACACCACCUUACUGGAAAACUGCCAAAGAGAUGGUGGCCAACUGGCGACAUCACCCUGCAGUAGUUGAGCAGUGGAGCAAGGUCAUCUGUGCCCUUACUUCCAGAUUGCUGCGUUUUACAUAUGGACCUUCAUUUCCUCCAUUUAAGAUUCCUGACGAAGAUGCUGGUCUGAUCCCUCCUGAAAUGGAUAAUGAGUGCGUUGCACAAACCUGGUUUCGCUUUUUACAUAUGCUGAGUAAUCCUGUGGAUUUGAGUAACCCAGCCAUUAUUAGUUCUACCCCCAAAUUUCAGGAGCAGUUUCUGAAUGUGAGUGGGAUGACUCAAGAACUGAAUCAAUACCCCUGCCUUAAACAUCUGCCUCAAAUAUUCUUUCGUGCCAUGCGUGGGAUCAGCUGUUUAGUGGAUGCAUUCUUAGGCAUUUCACGACCGCGGUCAGACAGUGCACCACCCACGCCAGUAAAUAGGCUGAGCAUGCCCCAGAGCACUGCUAUCAACACAACUCCGCCCCAUAACCGAAGGCAUCGGGCAGUGACUGUGAAUAAAGCAACAAUGAAAACCAGCACUGUAACUACUGCACAUGCUUCAAAAGUGCAGCACCAACCCUCUUCUACUUCCCCACUCUCCAGCCCAAACCAGACAAGUACUGAGCCACGGCCACUACCAGCUCCUCGCAGGCCAAAGGUUAACAGCAUCUUGAACCUCUUUGGAUCGUGGUUAUUUGAUGCAGCAUUUGUUCACUGUAAACUUCAUAAUGGAAUAAACAGAGAUAGCAGCAUGACUGCUAUAGCAACUCAAGCUAGCGUGGAGUUUCGCCGGAAAGGAUCACAAAUGUCCACAGAUACAGUGGCUUCCAACCCUAUGUUCGAUGCCAGUGAAUUCCCAGACAACUAUGAAGCGGGAAGGGCAGAGGCAUGCGGGACACUGUGUAGGAUAUUUUGUAGCAAGAAGACUGGGGAGGAAAUAUUACCAGCUUACUUAUCCCGAUUUUACAUGCUUUUAAUUCAGGGUUUGCAGAUAGCAGAUUUCGUUUGCCACCCUGUUCUUGCCAGUGUUAUUCUCAACUCUCCUCCUCUGUUCUGCUGUGACCUGAAAGGGAUUGAUGUCGUGGUUCCAUAUUUCAUUUCGGCUCUUGAAACUAUUUUACCUGACAGAGAACUCUCAAAGUUUAAAAUCUAUGUAAACCCUACAGAGCUAAGAAGAGCUUCAAUUAACAUCUUGCUGUCUUUGUUGCCUCUCCCUCAUCAUUUUGGAACCAUAAAAUCUGAGGUAGUCCUGGAAGGGAAGUAUAGCAAUGAUGAUAGCUCAACGUAUGAUAAGCCAGUAACCUUUCUCUCCUUGAAGCUGAGGCUUGUGAAUAUACUUAUAGGAGCUUUGCAAACUGAAACAGAUCCCAACAACACUCAAAUGAUACUAGGUGCAAUGUUAAAUAUUGUUCAAGAUUCAGCUCUGUUAGAAGCCAUUGGCUGUCAGAUGGAAACGAAUGGUGGUGAAAAUAACCUCUUCAAAAGCCACAGUCGUACUAACAGUGGCAUUAGCACUGCAAGUGGAGGCAGUACAGAGCCUACAACACCAGACAGCGAACGACCAGCACAAGCCCUUUUAAGGGAUUAUGAUACAGCUGCAGGACUACUGAUACGCAGCAUUCACCUGGUAACCCAAAGACUCAACUCGCAAUGGAGGCAGGACAUGAGCAUCUCAUUGGCUGCGCUGGAACUUCUCUCUGGAUUGGCAAAGGUGAAAGUGACUGUUGACUCCUCUGAUCAAAAGAGAGCUAUUAGUUCAGUAUGCAGCUAUAUAGUCUACCAGUGCAGCCGGCCAGCCCCACUCCACUCCCGUGACCUUCACUCCGUGAUAGUUGCAGCUUUCCAGUGCCUCUGUGUCUGGCUUACUGAGCAUCCUGACAUGCUGGACGAGAAGGAUUGCUUAAAAGAGGUACUGGAGAUUGUGGAGCUGGGCAUUUCAGGAAGUAAAUCCAAAAGCAGUGAACAAGAGGUCAAGUAUAAAGGAGAUAAGGAGCCAAACCCUGCAUCCAUGAGAGUGAAGGAUGCCGCUGAAGCUACAUUAACAUGUAUUAUGCAGUUACUUGGAGCAUUUCCUUCUCCCAGUGGCCCUGCUUCCCCUUGCAGCUUAGUGAAUGAAACCACGUUAAUUAAAUAUUCUCGUCUACCUACCAUAAACAAACAUAGCUUCCGUUACUUUGUUUUGGAUAAUAGUGUCAUCCUUGCAAUGUUGGAACAGCCUCUGGGGAAUGAACAGAAUGACUCUUUCCCUUCUGUCACGGUUUUGAUCCGUGGGACAUCUGGAAGAUUUGCAUGGGCCCAGCAACUCUGUCUUUUACCAAGAGGAGCUAAAGCAAAUCAAAAGACUUUUGUACCAGAACCUCGACCAGCUCCUAAAAAUGAUGUUGGAUUAAAAUACAGUGUCAAGCACCGCCCAUUUCCUGAGGAAGUGGACAAGAUCCCAUUUGUGAAAGCAGACUUGAGCAUUCCUGAUUUACAUGAAAUUGUGAAUGAGGAACUUGAAGAGCGACAUGAGAAGCUGAGAAAUGGCAUGGCCCAGCAGAUUAUUUUUGAGACUUCAAUAGAUCAGAAAAGUGAAGAGGAGUGGCGUAAGAAGAGCUUUCCUGAUCCGAUUACAGAGUGUAAGCCCCCGCCAGCAGCCCAGGAGUUCCAGACAGCACGCCUGUUCCUCUCUCACUUCGGGUUUCUGUCUCUAGAGGCACUGAAGGAGCCUGCUAACAGUCGUCUACCUCCUCACCUGAUUGCGCUUGACCCUGCUCUUCCUGGGUUUUUCGAUGACCUUGGCUACUUGGAUUUACUACCAUGUCGUCCUUUUGAUACUGUUUUUGUUUUCUACAUGAAGGCAGGCCAGAAAACAAGCCAGGAGAUCCUGAAGAACAUGGAGUCUUCCAGAAUUGUUCAGCCACACUUCCUGGAGUUCUUGCUGUCUCUUGGCUGGUCAGUGGACGUAGGGAAGCACCCUGGGUGGACUGGGCAUGUCUCAACAAGCUGGUCAAUCAAUAACUGCAGUGAUGAAGAGGGACCUGAACAAGAUGAUGCAGUUAUUUCAGAAGAUGUUGGGGCAAGUAUCUUCAAUGGACAGAAGAAGGUGCUCUACUAUGCUGAUGCCUUGACAGAAAUAGCUUUUGUUGUCCCAUCACCAGUGGAGUCCCUAACUGAUUCACUGGAAAGCAAUGUCUCAGACCAGGAAAGUGACUCCAACAUGGAUCUGCUGCCAGGAAUAUUAAAGCAGCCAUCUUUGACGCUUGAACUCUUCCCCAAUCAUACAGACAAUCUUAAUCCCUCGCAUCGGCUCAGUCCUACUUCCAGAUCCAAGAAGGUGCCUCAGGGCCGGACCAUUCCACCAAUGGGACCUGAAACCAAAGUGUAUGUGGUCUGGGUUGAACGUUAUGAUGACAUAGAAAACUUCCCCCUCCCUGAUCUGAUGUCGGAGACAAGCACUGGUGUAGAAACUACAGCCAACAGUAGCACUUCUGUAAGAUCUGCCAUUCCUGAGAAAGAAGUUCCUGUGAUCUUCAUCCAUCCUUUAAACACUGGCUUAUUCAGGAUAAAACUACAAGGAGCAACUGGGAAAUUCAACAUGGUUAUCCCACUGGUGGAUGGAAUGAUAGUCAGUAGGAGAGCUCUUGGUUUUUUAGUGAGACAAACAGUAAUAAAUAUUUGUCGGAGAAAGAGGCUGGAAAGUGAUUCAUACAACCCCCCACAUGUCCGCCGAAAACAGAAAAUAGCAGACAUUGUCAAUAAAUACCGGAACAGGCAGCUGGAGCCAGAAUUUUAUACCUCACUUUUCCAGGAGGUUGGGCUCAAGAACUGCAACGCCUAGGCCAUUAUCCUUCCAGGACAAUCAGAUCAGAGCUUGGUGGCUACAGUAAUGAAAACAGUUAAAUAACAACAAAUUUCUUCAGCCCUCUGGAAUUCAGGAAACCCAUAUUCUAGCACAAGUCAGCAGUUACCAUGUGGGAGGAAUGAGAAAUGAAUCAAAAACAUUGCAGUUGGGAUAUUGACUCAAUUCACCUACCCUCAAAAGAUUACUGAAUUCCAAUCUUCCUGGAUACUCGCAACAUAAUCUUUUCACCCAAUCAUCUAUUCCAGACUAAUUAGGAACUGUGUCUCAUUCUGUGAGAGAACGAUCAAAACAAAAAUAUCUCUGCAUAUCAGUAUGGAUAACAAAAUACAAACAAACCUGCCUUCAGACACCUCGCUACACCCUCUUGUUAAAGGAGAAAGGAACAGGGUCUCUCCUUUGAGGAGAGACUUCUUUCUGAGCAUUGACUAUCCCUGCAAGAACUUAAGAAGUUUUCAACCCCCUUCAGAGUACAACAGAAGAUACUUCACUGCUUGUAACCAAUUUGUGUACCAAAAGGAAGAAUAAUGUUCGGAAAUAUCAGAUCAUGAAAUUUGUGGGCAAGAUGCUGUAUUUUACGGUAUCCUCCUUGGUUGGGCAUGAGUCUAUCUGCAUACAACAUUUCUGUCAUACUGAGAACAAACACAACACCUGAAAUUACCAGGCUUCCAAACAUAAGCUGUUACUAGAUAAGAGUUCUUGGUCAUAUAAAACAAGAUUUUGACUUUCAGGUCUGUUGCAAAAUGUCACAUUUAAUUUUAGCAGCUUGAUUUUAUUUUUUAUGGAAUACUUAUUUUGAAGUUUCCAUAGCACCUAGUCACCGUUUCCAUUAAAUCAUAAACACUACUUGCUUUCCUUCCAUUGGCUUGAAAUCUGAGGUUCUGGGGCUGCCUUCUGCCUGCCAUUUUUUUUUAUAGCAUAAGUGGUUUUUGCAGCUUCUACACUUCUCAGACGCUCCUAUUACAAAGGGUAAAACAAUUCAAACAGAAAAUUCAGGAGCUGUUCUUUUUUUCCGUUAAUUUGCUAUUUCAUAGAAGUCCAUUUGGAGUUAUAACUUAAAAUCGUUUUGAAGCUACUGUGCUUUCUCACUGUCAGCAGCAGUGGUUCCUUUUCUCCUAGGUCAGAAGAUCUCCAAACUGCUGGUGUCUCUCUUGGCCCUACUCAGGUAAAAUAUAUGAAUUGUUGGCUUUCAUCCCAGGUGAAACAGGCCAGUGUGGAUUCAGUUCUCUUUGAUCAUUGGCAACUUCAGUUCAAGUGCUCUGCUACCUCUGUGUGCACAUUGCCUGUGAGCUCAGCAGACAGCAACAAGCUGUCCUCCAAGAGUAGGUUUUUGAAUGAGGAUGCAGAUAAAACUUAAAAUAAUAAUAAUAAAAAAAAAAAGUAAAAGGCAUACUUUCCUUUUCAGACCACCACUUUCUCAUAUGGUCAGGACUUGAAGGUUGUGCUGGGAAAAGAUGUUUACAACUACAAAUUUAAUACUGGGAAUAUAAGAGCUGCAGUGGGCAUUUGCAUUCUUGGGAGUGCUUUCAAGCUCCCAGCGCAAUCUUAACUUGUGUUGCAGUAAUGAAUCAUCACUGAUGCUCCUGUGUAGGUGCAGUUUGUGAUCACUGGCAGCAGCAUGUGUUCUCCUUCCAAUAAGUAGAUAGUAUAAGAGUAUAAAUUUAAGUAGGAAUUUGUGGAGCUCUUCAAGUUAUUUUAAGUUAUUUUUCAGAAGCUUUUUAAUAUGUAUUGCAAUAAUGCCUGUGAGUCAUUUAAUUUUGAUAUUUCACAGUUAAUUUAUGCAACAGUUCUGACCUGAAACAGUCUUAAUUGUUUCAUUUUAACUAAUCUGCCAAGGACAUACUCUGUCUCUAUCUUUGUAUUAGCCAUGAAAAAACACAUGAAAACAUGGGGCCCUAAAAAAUACACUUGCAAGGACUUUCAGGAUAUCAACCAAAGGGGGCUUGGGGUGAUAGCUGUGGUGGUUACAGGGGACAGGCAUACAUGCCUCAACUCAGGAGCUCUUGAUUUUGAUCCAGAUGAAUCUCAAGUGGAAAAACGAAACCACAGAAUGAAAACCAUUGUAGAAGCAAGCAUGGUGGCUGGCCUGUGCUUAUGUGAUGCCCUGGUUGUAAAUGGCAGCAGGUGUUGCAAGUCAGCAUUUGGGUUUAUUGGCAAAGCUGUGAAGGGAAAUUUAGCUUCAUUUCUCUGGUAAACUUUUGCCAGUAUCAAUUUAAUGCACAGACACUAAAUUUACCCACAUUUUGUAUGUACCUAUUGGAUUUAAAUAAUGGCCAAACACACUUUAAACCACUGACUAAAAGGCAUGACCAAUGCAUGUGUAACAAAAAUAAACAUACUGAGCAAUCAAAUGUUUGCACAUCUUCAAUAACCUAAAAACAAAACCCACAUACCAUAGCUACGAGUGUGUGUUAUAUGCAGAAUCAUUGGUUUAUAUCCUAGUGAGCUACAAAAGAUACUUCAGGUACUUGGGUACAGUCAGUAGCAAAGAUGUGGACUUGGGAACCCUGGAUAUGUUCUGCAAAGUCCAAGAUAGCCAAAUGGACUGCUUGAAAUACUACUCUCUAAAAAGGCCUAUGCUUGGCUGAAGAAUAGUUCUUUGGUCUAUUUCCACAUUUCAUCUAAAUCAUGAGUACAGCACCCACUUGAGCAUUAAUAACAGUGAAAGCAAGGCGAUGUUUCAGAAAUCUUGAAAGAAGGUAACUUUUGCAUGCACUGUUGCUGUUUAUCCUGCAGCCUGGGUGAGUAGGCAUUUAUAACUUGCUUAAUUUGAUUUAUAAAAUCAGUUGUUUAAUACUUUUACACAUUAGUGAUAUGACCUAGCCAUAAAUUUGGGGUUUUGCUGUCUGGAAAGAUGAACCUUCAAGAAAGUCACAGUUUAGUAUAAAAACCUUGAUUCCAGAAAUGUGUUGUCAUCCCAUUUGGUUUGGAUGCAAACUGCAGUAGUAAAUGCCCGUGGCAGACUCAUGCCAUGGAGCGUGUCUGCAGGCAGCGUCCCUCAUCCCCCUGUGCACAGAGGUCUCCACUGUCAUCAUCGUAAAAUAUAAACCACCAACCUGGAAAAAAAAUCCUUGUCUGCUCAGAGUUUGUGGCCCAACUUCACUGGCUUCAGUUAGUCCAGGAUGGAGCCUAGAGCUUUUUCUGCAAAAGAAUUAGAGCAAAUACAAGGUUUCAGUUGUGAUGUUACUGUCAAGAUUCCAGACUUCUGUUUUUUUUCCACCACAAACCACUGUACUGAGUUUUUAAUUUUAAAACUUUUAAUUUUAAAACUUUUACAUUGUUGGUCAUUGGAGAGAAUUCAUAUUGACCACUUUGUGUGUAGUGUGACAGCCUCGACUUCUUCACGUUGCAUAGAGUGACAAAAGCUGAGAUACAAAUGUGACACAACUAAACUGAGACUUUUUAUAUAAGACCUUUCAUGUUGGGUUCAUGAUUCUGCUUUAAGUGAUGGCAUCCUUUUAAUGGUGCAGAAAGAGGGAGGGUAAAUGUCACCCUGUUAAAUGCAGCGUUGACAUUACAGAAAUUUUAGUACCUUAAUAAAGACUCAUUUAAAGAAAUCAUCUUAAAGGUACUUUAAAAAAGCAUUACAAACUUACAGCAAAGGGGAGAGGAUGGUGUCUGUGAAAAAUAAGGUGUAGGCACAGACAGCAGCAUGUGCAUGACGGCUGUAGGGUAGAGCAGCUCUCGAUGCUAUGCUGGCUGCCCAGGCAUCUCUUCCCUGCAAGGUUCUGCAUGCUCAGAAAGACAGGAGAGCUAAAUUUCAAUCUAAUAGACUAAUUAGAUGUGAUUUAAUGACUGCAUAAUUGAGUGAUGUCUUUGAAGGAAAACACGGGCAUUUUCCACAUGGAUUUUAGCAGGAGUAAUUUGCAAUGAGAAUGCCAGAUAUCACAUGCUUCAAAUCAUAUACAAUUUGUAUGAAUUUCUGUAUGUUGCCAAGACAUGAUCUUUUUGUUCUUACUGUAUUUUUCUGUAAAUAUUCCUGGCGCUAAGUUGUAAAGUAAAGGCAAAAUGUAAAUAUGAAGAUGUGAACUAUGUUUCCUUGUCUCUAGUACUUUAUCUCUUAUUUGUUUAGGGAAGGCACACAAAGGCUUGUUUGUAUUUAUGCCAAUUCUUUGUCCAGGAGAAACACAUCAAAUAUUGAAUGUAACACAAUUAGUCCAAUAAAUUUUAAAGAUUCUUAUCUAA